CUCCGACGUCCGUGUGACUGGAGGCAGGAAGACGACUGCUGGGCAUGGCAUGCUGGGUAUUGUAGUCACUUGGAGUUGUACAGCGCUGGAGGUGCUCCUGGUAGAAGCUUGGACACUGGUAUCUAUCGGGGUUGGAUAUGCCAAAUCUUGCUUUCCAUCCCGAACAUAUUUAACUGGAUCUGCAAUGUAUGGAGAGAUUCACUAUCCAGGUAUCUAUAGCGUACUGUGAGGUGCACAGGUGAGUGGUCAUAUGGAUGGAGAACAGACGCCUCUGAGAUCACCUGCCUGUGCCUUAGGUUCAGCAUUGAAGAUGCAGGCUUAUAACGGGUCAUGUGACAUGGGCCCGUCUCUCACCUACCUGACCUGCCUCUUGGAGAUCCUUCUGGAAUGGCUAGAGUUGGACAAUUUGGAGGAUUAUUUAAAUUACCUAGACUACCUCAUGUGGGUCUUCACACCACUAAUAAUAGUAUUCAUUCUACCCUUCAUUAUUGUCCUAUUUAUCUACCUGUCCAUCCUUUUCCUCCACGUGUACAAGCGCAAAAACAAACUGAAAGAAGCAUAUUCCAACAAUAUAUGGGAUGGCGCGCGGACAACAUUGGCAACACUUUGGGAUGGGCAUGCUGCAAUAUGGCAUGGUUAUGAAAUUCAUGGCUUGGAUAAAAUUCCUGAGAAUGGGCCUGCACUAAUUGUGUACUAUCAUGGGGCGCUUCCUGUAGACUAUUAUUAUUUUGUAUCAAGGGUCAUUCUCCUGAAAGGAAGGACUUGUCACUCGGUGGGGGACCACUUUCUUUUCAAAAUACCAGGCCUUAAACCACUGCUUGAAGUGUUUUGUGUAAUCCAUGGACCAAAGGAAGAGUGUGUGAAAGCUCUGAAAAAUGGCCACCUCCUGGCUAUCUCUCCGGGAGGAGUACGGGAGGCACUGUUUAGUGAUGAAUCUUAUGUUCUCAUGUGGGGAAAUCGUACAGGUUUUGCACAAGUGGCAAUCGAUGCCCAAGUGCCCAUCAUUCCAAUGUUUACGCAGAACGUCCGGGAAGGAUUCCGAUCUCUAGGAUGCUUACGGAUGUUUAGGUGGAUGUAUGAAAAGUAUAAGAUACCGUUAGUCCCUGUGUACGGUGGGUUCCCAGUGAAAUUUCGCACAUAUCUUGGUGACCCUAUCCAGUAUGACCCAAAUAUCACAGCAAGUGAAUUGGCAGAGAAGACAAAAUGUGCCCUUCAGUCACUGAUAGAUAAACACCAGAAAAUUCCUGGAAAUAUUUUCCGAGCCCUACUGGAGAGAUUUCACCAGAGAGCCAAAGAAGAUUAAAGUGCGGUUAUGUAGGUUGUUCUCUGGUCUCUUAUGUGAUGUACACUUGUGUAAAUAUGGGAGUUAGUUUGAUAAAUCAUUUUAUUGAUCUGUUACAUGAAAACUUAGAAAAAGAGAUUCUCUGCCGUGCAAUAUGUAUGUUUCUAAAUGCUUCUUAAAAGUGACCUGUCAGCUCUGUUGAUUGGAGUAUAAGUAAUUAAUGUAAAUUGUGCCGGUGUCUAGUAUAAGUGUGCAGUCAGGAAGGGGUUACAGUGCAACAGCUGCACCCAGUACUUUCUCUCCAGGGGUGUUGGCAGCUUGUUGGGCUAUCCUGGCACCAGCAUACACUGUCUACAUUCCUGGUUCUCUUGCCUACUGGGUUGUAUAAGGGUGCAGCAAUAUACAAGUCCCCGUGUCUUUCACGGUAUCAUUUCAAGCCACUGUUACAUGACCCCAUGCAGGUGGCACCUUCUUUACACAGCACACGUGAAGGUAGAGGGGACAUUAAACUACCUCUUUUAUAGACCAAUGCAAGCCGUGAUUAUACGUUGUGUCUCGGUGUAUUUGUAGGCAGAUGAAUUCAUGGCACCAUAGUGAUUACCAUGACUGUUACUCAGUUUAGCGGAGGAUGACUGUAUUUGCUCUGCCACCUUUCUAUUCAUUAGGAAUCCUCUGAUUCUAGAGAUUAUCUGCUGGACAUCCACCAGUUUAACACGUAUUAUCUAUAGAACUGGCACAUCAUAAAUGUCUGUUGUCAAAGACACAUUUGAAUGGUUUCCCCACCUAAAAUCUGAUUAAAGGGGUUAUGCCAUGGUUGA
This is a messenger RNA of Bufo bufo (common toad), 2100 nucleotides long. RefSeq names its product transmembrane protein 68 (gene TMEM68). The record is from RefSeq and is a predicted model, not a curated record. Gene Ontology annotation, cellular component: membrane. The coding region runs from base 251 to 1303 and encodes 350 amino acids. Gene Ontology annotation, molecular function: acyltransferase activity. The transcript is spliced from 8 exons. NCBI's taxonomy places the organism in Eukaryota, Metazoa, Chordata, Amphibia, Anura, Bufonidae.